UCUGCAGUGUUUUGUGCAUGUUCAUAAACUAAUUGCUUUCAAGGGAUAACUGGCUGAAUAUACCUGUAGUGUCACAUUGUGAGGUACUGAUUACCUUUCACAUGAUGUUUUCUGCAUAUAGAAAGUCACAUCCUCACCUUUGUUUAAACAAAAUUGAAAUGUUUAUUGAAAUGGCACAGUAAAGGACCUCCAGUGCAUUAAAAUGUGAUGUCAAAAGUUCCCGACCUAGCACCAACAAUAUAAAAUUUGGAAGUGAGGUUUUUUAUUUUGUUUAUGACUUUUUCCAGGAAUGGCAAGCUAAUACAACUCCAGCAGAUGAAGUUUCCUAUCAAGAAAGAAAAAGAUUUUCCUCACAUAAGACCUGAAGACACAAUAUCACAAGAAAUGGAACAAACUGCAAAUGGUAAUGAGCGGCAUGAAAAGCCUUCAUAUUCUUUAAUCAGCAGGCUGGCAAGCUCUCAACUGGAGGUGAGAAAAGUUAUACUGGGCAAGCUGCUUCUACCCAAAGACAGAAACAAACCAAACAUAGACCUUCCAUCUUCUCUGGUUUCCCAUAGUACCCGGAAAGACUUAAAUCUAGGCACAGAAAAAACAUUCACCCGCUCUCCCGCUCCUUCUAGUUUUUUGAAUACUCAGAACAGUACUCACACUCAAGCAACCUGCCAUCCAAAGUCUCACAUCGUUUUCCUCAAGACACACAAGACAGCAAGCAGCACUAUCUUAAACAUCCUGUAUCGCUAUGGGGAAAGCAGAAACUUGACCUUUGCCCUUCCUCUAAACAAACAGAGCCAGUUAUUUUAUCCAUUUUUCUUUGUUCCACAUUUUGUUGAAGGAGUCAGCAGCAGAAGUGUGAAAGAGUUCCACAUCAUGUGCAACCACAUGAGGUUUAAAAAAUCUGAGGUGGCAAAAGUGAUGCCUCAGGAUACCUUUUACUUUUCCAUCUUGAGACAUCCUGUGGCUAUGAUGGAAUCCAUCUUUAGUUAUUAUAAGAGCAUCCCAGCCUUUCGUAAGACAUUUAGCCUGGAGGACUUCUUAGACAACAGCUGGAGAAACUAUAGUGCAUCAGUGGCCAACAACCACUACGCUCACAAUAUUCUGGCUUUUGACUUUGGCUUUAAGAAUAAUAUUGCAGUUGGCACUGGAGACUUUGAGGAGAGAACCACUGUGGCUAUUCAAACUAUAGAACAGGACUUUAAUCUUAUACUAAUUUCUGAAUACUUUGAUGAGUCCAUGGUCUUGCUCAAGUACUCCCUCUGCUGGUCCUUGGAAGAUAUGGUUUCCUUUCGGCUCAAUAGUCGCAGUGAACAAACUCGGCAUUCACUUUCACCGAACACUGCAGAGAAAAUCAAGAUGUGGAAUGCUUUAGACUGGAGGAUUUACCUGCACUUUAACACAACCUUCUGGCACAAAGUGGAUAGUCUAGUUGGACGACAGAAGAUGGAGAGGGAAGUAGCUCAGCUGAGAAAGCUACAAGUCAAGCUUGCAAACACUUGCCUGACAGAUAGGGGUGCGGUUGACCCAUCACUGGUAAAAGAUGCUAGGCUGAAGCCUUUUCAGUAUGGAACAGCUGUCAUUCAGGGCUAUAACCUAAACCCAAACUUAGAUAUACAAACCAAAACAAAAUGUCAGAGACUUAUCUUACCAGAACUGCAGUACACACACCAUCUGUACACCAAGCAGUUCCCAAAGGAAGCUGCUAAGCAUAAACAGGCAACUAAGAUUGUUAAAUAAGAGCGUCAUCACCUAAAGAAAACUGCUAUGAUGGCUAAGCACCAGGAAUGGGAAGACCUGAGCAGCCUGACCUUAAGAAGUAAACUAUCAAGUCUCAAAAACCAAUGGGGUUCCACAAGUUCUCUGUUAACAAAAACAGAAGCUAACAAUAAAACAAGAAUACCAUGAGUAAUACUUGUGACUAAUAAUCACAGGAUAUGUGAUAUGCUUAAGAAGUAUAUGUAGGUAGGGUAUUAACAAUUUUUUUUGUUUUUUUUCUUUUCUUUUUUCUUCUUAUUUUAGUAGCCACACCAGUGGUUAAGUUGAAAAUAUGAAAGCUUUUCAAGGUUUUGAGAAAGGCUGUUUGGCAGCGGGAAUAUCAUAUCACUUUGGUGAAUAACUAAAAAAGACCAUUCUUAUGAUCUUUUCAUAAGAAUGAUCACAUAUCAAUAGAUAUUUGAAGCUAAUUUAAUCAUUUUCUUUUCUCAUAUAAUAUUGUUAGGUCUUGGAUGUUAGAAGACAGUCAAGAGUAAAUUAUGUUUGACGAAUUAACUUUUGAUUGUUUUCUUGCUUGUACGCUGUUUGUUUGCUCAUCUUUACAGAUCUUUGAAGUACAUGGCAGUGGACUGAAUUUUGGACUGUUUUUGAUUCCCUGUGUUGUUUUAAGUGCUGCAGAUAGCAACGUGACUUGAACUUGACUUGAACAUGCUAGUUCAAGUCAAGUUGCUUUUUACUGUCAUUUGAGCCACAGUAAUACACCUUGAAAUAAAGCAAUGUUCUUCCAGGACACAUUGGUCCUGGAAGAACAUUAGUAAACAUUAGACAUUAGAAAAAGUGCAUUGCAUUAAAAUAUCAAAUUACACAAAGAAUAAAAUAUACAUAUAUAAAAUGGAAUGUAUUAAUCUGUGUGUGUGUGUGUGUGUGUGUGUGUGACUUGACUUGACUCAACUUGAUUUCCAUUACAGUUGUGUAUGUACAUCUGCAAGGGGUCAUUAAAGUAAUGUGGCCAAAUGUACUGUGACAUCAUUUAUAUGCGCUCCACCUGGACUACAAACAGUGUGGGCAGAGUAGCUUCUGAGUCACCUGACGGUUUGGCAGAAGCUCUUCGAGGCAGACCAAAAGUCUUUUUCCAUGGCCUCUCCGAACUCCUUCCACAUCUAAGUUUUUGCUUCAGCCACUGGCCAAGCUGCGUUCCACUUGGCCUCUGGGUACCUAUUAGCUGCCUCCGAAGUCCAACAGGCUAACCAAGCCCAAUAGGACUCCUUCUUCAGCCUGAUGGCUCCCUUCACCUCCGAUGUCCACUGUCUGGUUCGGGGGUUACCACCACGACAGGUACCAACCACACUGUGACCUCAGCUUAGUACACCAGCUUCAGCGAUGGAUGUAAUGAACAUGUUCCAUUCCAACUCAGUGUCCUCAGUCUCACUUAACAUGCUGUUGAAGCUCUGCCAAAGGUGGGAGUUGAAGACCUCACAGCCAGGCUUUCCCAGCGCAUCCUCACUAUAAGUUUGGGUAUGGCAGGUCUGUCAGCAUCCUCUCCCAUCACCAGAACCAAUUCACCACCAGGUGGUGAUCAGUUCACAGCUCACAGAGUGUCAUACAGAUGCAGAUCUGAUGAUUCGAAUAAACUCAAUCAUUGAUCUGUGGAGUAGGGUGUCCUGGUGCCACAUACACUUAUGGACACCUUUGUUUGAACAUGGUGUUUGUUAUGGACAAACUGUGGUUUGCACCGAAGUCCAGUGACAGAAUACCACUUGGGUUUAGAUCCAAUUUAGCUUUUGCUUUCAAUCACACCCCUCCAGGUCUCACUGUCAUUGCUCACAUUAGUGUUGAAGCACCCCACCUGGGAACUCCAAAAAGGUAAGGUACUCUAAACUGUCGUUUGGCGCAUAGGCACAGGCACCUUCCCCAGGCCUGGCUCCAGAGCGGGCCCUGGUAACCCUAUCCCAGGGAGGGUGAACUGUUCCCUAGAUUUUUCACCCAUAGGGGUCUCAUGGAUUGCUCUUUGUCUUUUCCCUCAGUCAGGACCAAUUUGCCAUGGGAGACCCAGAGUGAAUCCUCUUCUCCGAACAAAAAAAGGAUUUUUGACAGGUAGCACAAUGUUCUCUUUCUAAAGUAAAUUAAUCAAGGACCUUUUUAUGGAAACUACCUGAGUUACAGUUCUGGUGUGGUGCCAAGAGUGAUUGUCUGCCUGUGUUUAAGCUGUUAAACAUGACUUUUUGCUCUUUAAUCUGUCAAACAUAU
Molecule: messenger RNA, 3954 nt
Organism: Oreochromis niloticus (Nile tilapia)
Lineage: Eukaryota; Metazoa; Chordata; Actinopteri; Cichliformes; Cichlidae
Gene: gal3st2
Product: galactose-3-O-sulfotransferase 2
Exons: 2
Coding region: 274-1731 (485 amino acids)
Biological process (GO): glycolipid biosynthetic process
Cellular component (GO): membrane
Molecular function (GO): galactosylceramide sulfotransferase activity
Source: RefSeq, a predicted model, not a curated record